AUGCUGUGGCGGCCAAUUCAACGUCGGCUUCCGCUUGCCCUGAGGCAUCGUGACAUUAUCCGAUGUCGGCCAUUGGUGCUCGUGUUAUCUGCCGGCCACGCACGUCGACUGUCCAAUGAUUCAAGUAACUCUCCAACCUCCUCUCAGUUUAACCGGACUGAUUUCACAAACCAACCAUUUACUGGAAGCUAUGAGCCUGGGCUCCCGACUUCAGGACCCCUUGGCUCAACUCCAGCAUUUGGCGCGCCGCGGAUUACACCGAAAGUUCUGAAGCAGUAUCUCGAUCAAUAUGUGGUGGGGCAAGAUCGUGCAAAGAAAGUAUUGAGUGUAGCGGUCUACAAUCAUUACCAACGAGUACAGGAAAUUGCACGGCGAGAGGAGGAAGCCGAGGAGCUUUUAGCAAAGCGUCAGCGCAAGGAAGCGUUGGAGAGUCAUCCUUUGGAAGGCAUGUUGCCUGGGUCCCACCCCACUACUAUAACCCUUUCUAAUCAUCGUCGCGGGUUAGAUGAAUACCCAGGCCAGCAACGGGCAGUUGGCUUGCCGUCAACACCCAAAUCUCGCCAGGCUACGCCUCUAGACCAGACCGAGCUUGUCGAUACAUCCCCGCUUCAACUGGAGAAGUCCAACAUUUUGCUCUUGGGCCCUUCGGGCGUGGGCAAGACACUAAUGGCUAAAACCCUCGCCCGUGUUCUAUCAGUACCGUUCAGUAUUUCUGAUUGUACGCCCUUUACACAAGCUGGUUAUAUAGGCGAAGAUGCAGAAACCUGCGUGCACCGACUGCUCGCGGCAGCCAACUAUGAUGUGGAGCAGGCGGAACGUGGGAUAAUUGUCCUUGAUGAAGUGGAUAAAAUUGCGGCCGCCAAAGUUAGCCAUGGGAAGGAUGUCGGUGGCGAAGGAGUGCAGCAGGCACUGCUAAAGAUUAUUGAAGGCACUACGGUGCAAGUCCAGGCCAAACCGGAGAAGAAUCCUCGCACAACCAGCCCUCCAAACUCAUACCCAUCCAACAGCCCUCUAGGAAAUACUCCAUUCCAGCCACAUAGCGGAGCUCCACCCACCAAGGGUGAGGUCUACAAUGUCCGCACAGACAACAUCCUUUUCAUUUUCUCCGGCGCUUUCGUUGGUCUUCACAAACUGGUCAUGGAUCGAAUUUCCCAUGGAUCGAUGGGCUUCGGGCAGCCCGUUCGUUCUCAUGAUGGAGCUGGUCCUUCGGACACUUCUUCCACAGAACCUCUUGCCAUUCUCCCCGGCUCAGAAGAAGAAGCAUUGUACAAAAAACACCUCCCUUUCUUUACGUCUGCAUCCCCCGCAUCAAGCAACGAACCCACAUAUUUCAACGCACUGGAUCUUUUAACCCCAGCAGAUAUGCAAUCCUACGGCUUCAUCCCGGAGUUGAUUGGCCGAAUUCCGGUCACCGCAGCCCUCUCAACACUAACUCAGCCCUUGCUUCUACGUAUCCUCACGGAGCCCCGAAACUCCUUGCUAGUCCAAUACACGACCCUAUUCUUCCUCUCCGGAAUUGAACUGCGCUUCACUACCCCGGCUUUGCACACAAUCGCAUCAAAUGCGUUUAAAAUGGGAACAGGGGCUCGUGCACUGCGAACAGAGAUGGAGACAAUUCUCAGUGACGCAAUGUUCGAAGGCCCAGGAUCAAGCGUGAAAUUUGUCCUCGUCACUGAGGCCGUUGCCAAUCGUGAGAAAAAACCUGAAUAUCUUGCCCGUGGCCAGGGUGGUCGGUUCCAUGCUUUGAUAUCAGCGGAAGAAAGCAAGUGGGAGGAGAAGACCAGGCCGGAUAAGAAAGAAAAAAACAAGAAGAAUGGUUCGCCGAACGAUUCUGGCGAGCAUCCGGCAAACUUUAGGGAAUAUCGCAAACGGGCGGUUGGGUAA
Penicillium verhagenii is the source of this 1884-nucleotide messenger RNA. RefSeq names its product putative ATP-dependent Clp protease. Gene Ontology annotation, molecular function: ATP hydrolysis activity; ATP binding. The record is from RefSeq and is a predicted model, not a curated record. The transcript has a single exon. NCBI's taxonomy places the organism in Eukaryota, Fungi, Ascomycota, Eurotiomycetes, Eurotiales, Aspergillaceae. Gene Ontology annotation, biological process: proteolysis; protein catabolic process. Gene Ontology annotation, cellular component: mitochondrial matrix. Bases 1 to 1884 code for a protein of 627 amino acids.